This is a messenger RNA of Ooceraea biroi (clonal raider ant), 5824 nucleotides long. RefSeq lists its product as uncharacterized. The record is from RefSeq and is a predicted model, not a curated record. NCBI's taxonomy places the organism in Eukaryota, Metazoa, Arthropoda, Insecta, Hymenoptera, Formicidae. Gene Ontology annotation, biological process: cilium assembly; protein localization to centrosome; centriole elongation. Gene Ontology annotation, cellular component: microtubule organizing center; centriole; centriolar satellite.
UUCAGCGCUACAUAGCGCUAAUAGCGUCAUCCUGAACGCACCCAAGAAAGUAAAAGCUUGGUCUACCUCGCCGUUGAGUCGUUCCACUUGAUCGGCUUGAGUAUGGUUCAGGACGGCCUAAACGAGGGAUUGUAUUAAUUUUUUGUUUAUAAUACAAUUCAACACGGUAUAACGGUUAUGUCAUUAUUCGCGGGUGAUCACUUGGCGUGCUUUUAACCUAAACUGGAUGACAGAUGCGUAAAAUAGUUAUGUGUUAUUUCACGAGGAGCAAAUGGAUACAGAAGUGAGAGUGUGCAGAUCUCUGCCUCCGUUGGUCGAAGGCAAGAUUCACGGCAGUUUGAAGCUUAUUAUCGACGAGGUACUUUGGACCAAAAGAAGUCCUGGAAGUAUCACGGUAGUGGCUUCCUGGUGGGGCGAGCAUAACAGUGCGCAAUUCAGACCAAUAGACUGUACAACAGGUGUAUCAAGAACAAAUGAAGAUAAAAUAGAAAUAUAUACCAUAAAAACUAAUGCAACGCUCUUUGAGGAUUAUAUUAAAAACUGUAGAACGAUAGAGUUAAUAAUCAUCACGGAGAAGACCAACGAAGUUAUUGGUGCUGCACAUGUAGAUUUAUCUAUGAUAUUUGAGCAUAAGCUUUCUUCUCAAUUUGUCUCAAUAUUGAAUGACAGCGGUAGCAAAUUAGGAGAGUUACGCGUCUCUCUACAAUUAACGUAUCUGACAAAGUCUCAAAAUAUACAGAAAAUGUGCAAGUAUAAUAAAGAGCAAACAGAUAACGAUAUCGUAUUAUCCACGAUUGAUAAUUUAAAGCAUAGAGAAGCGAUACCUUAUAAGAAUUUAGAUAGCAUUAAAGAAAGCUUCAUGAAAUCUGCGAAGGGUGAUGCAUAUGACACCUACAGAUCGGUCCUUAAAGCUAAACGACCAGAGUUCCAAGAAUAUAAAAGGAAACACGACGAAGCAAUAACGGACAAGUUAAUUACCCAGGUUGUUGCGAGGGCGCAACGACUUAGAGGCGCGAUAUUGAAAGAGACUUACAACGAAGAUCCGUUAGCUUUAAGCGACAGUUCAAUGAGCAAUGAGUCGUAUCCUUGCACCUUGGUGGAAAAUGAAGCGAAACUUUACGAGUAUAUCUUAGGAAAGGAAAUGACUCUCUUGGAAAAGAAACAAGCCUUGGAUACGUUAAAAUUGACGUCUCCGACUUCGAGCUUGAUAGAUCUGGCAUCUAAAGCGAUUACGGCUCGUGAAAGUAAUAACAUGGAUAAACUGAAUGAAAAUUCCUCCGUAAAACGGAACGAUCCUGUAAAAGAUACAUCACGAACGCAUCCUCUAGAUUACGUGGACAGUAUAAGAACUUUCAUCGAAUCCUUCACAUUGAGUCCCGCAGGAUAUAGACGUGCAAGAUCGACGUGCUUGCAAUAUGGAGUACCAUUAUCUCUGACAUAUCUUGUCCAAUAUGAUACAACAUUCGGAUCUGCAAGGCAAGAUGCGAAAUCUAAUAAAGAAGCCAAGUUUACGAAAAUAUGUGCCAAGAAACAAGUUGGACAAGUUAUCGAUUUCAAUACCGAGGGUGUUUAUAAUAUAUCAAGGGAGAUCAUAAGUAGAAAUUUCCCUUUAAAAUUUAAAGUGCUUGUCCGCCACCUUAAUCAUAAACUAUCAACCGAAUUGGGAUGUGGUUCCAUAAAUAUCAAUGACGUUGCGAAUACUGCAAACUUAAGCAGUACUCAGGACGUAAUAAUAACCAAUAAAGGUAUCAAAAUAGGCGAAUUGAAAGUUACGGUAGAAUUAGGCUCCGAUUUUCUUCACUUUGGGAAAGAAUUUGUCGAUGCUGUAAUAUCCGCAAAAGAAAAUAUUCCUGUUCUGGAGAUAAGGUCAUCGCUGAACACGAACGGUAAUAGAUAUAGGAGCAUAACAGGGACCCAUUCCUCCAAAUCGAGCAAAGUUUCAUCCGUCUCCGCCAAGCGAAUCGAAUGCCUAACUAAUGACAACAAUCAGGACUUGCUUAUCGCGAAAAAUAUGACGGAACACCAAGAACGAAGUUUGGAUAACAGAAAGGUUGAUACAAAUAAUCCAGAAAGUGCUAAUAAAGAUAAGGUUUUGCUCCAUGGCUUGAUAUACGUGGCCGAGGGUAAAGAUCUGCCAGAAUCUAAUACCUAUCUAAUAUGCAGAGCAUUUUGGCGAGAGGACAAGGCAACGAGUCAAAUCUGCAGUAAUACAAAAAACCCAUUUUAUCAUUUUUUUCAACUGGUACCGUUGAUUCACGGUGCCGAGUUAUUGGAGAGAAUCAGAGAUAAUUAUAUAAUCAUAGAAGUAUACAGUCGGCAAAACGGCAGAACGGAUAACUUGUUGGGAAUAGCAAAACUACCUGUGCAUCAAUUGUACGUCGCCUAUAGAGAUCCGCUUGUUUUACCUCACUUAUUAUUGUCGAAGUAUCCUGUAAUAAGCGUAGACGACUGGGUUAGCAUCAACGAUCCAGUAAAUGGAAAGUAUUGCGGAGAAUUGUUUGCGCUGGUUGCGCUUGGAACCGCGGAGCAAAUUGCACUGUUAGAAGUAUCGAGGGGUCUGAGAAACGCUAGUAUUGUAUCACGAUCGGGUUACAAUUAUCAUCGCCGCGUUCCCGACAAUACCCCCAAUUAUGCAAUAAGCGUCGGGGACGGCUCGCAGUGUAACAUUCCCGAGAUGCCCGAGAGUCUAAGCGCGGAACAAUUUCCUCGUGAUAAUUUCGCUUAUCACGUUUACGGCAUGCCCGAUCGAGACUUGGCCUCGGUCAAUUACAAAACUCAAGAGAGUCAAACGGAUAUUUCGAGUCUCAAAGACGCAAGAUCGGAGAGGUCGAUGCAGGGGACCACGUGUUCGGAGCAAUUGGUUCUCCAUGCCUUGGUCGACCGUUUAGCAAAUGCGUUACACGUUAAUAAAACCAGUGCGGAUCAGUCGGCUCAAACGGAGACGAGCCAAGCGGAUGAAGCGGAAGCACACGGAGCAGGGAUACGCUUAAACACGUUAAACAGUAACAGUCUCACUGACGACAGCGAUAGUUGUAGUCCGAGAAAUGAUUUUCAACUGCCUACUGAAAUGUACAGAAGCGUUGGCGUCGGGGCAGAGUACGACGACGAAGAACCGAAUCGACAGCGAAACGAUGCUUGCAAUAAUGCCUCCGACUCGUCCGUAACGGAGGGGAAUACGAACGGAGAAGAAACGAAUAUCUCGCAGAAUUGCGACAACUUUUUCUUCCGAGCUGUCGUGGAGAUCGAGUGUGCGCUGCACUUGCCGAAAGUCGAAGGAUUGAAUGAUUCGGUGGAACCGAGCACAUACGUGACCUUUCAAGACCUGAUUCGUAAACUUGACUCCAGCGACCGAUCGAGUUCACACGUGGUAACGAAUGUUGUUCCGCGUAGCUGCGACCCAAAAUGGAAUUGGAGAUGCGACGUGAAGCUGCCAACGGAUUUGCUCUUGAACAAUCAGAAGAGAUUAAUUCUCAAAGUGUGGCACCUGAUCGAUCCGGAUACAUCUACGAUAAUAGAUUUAGAAAAAGAUGUCGUGAUUGGUUUCUCCGCUAUCGAUCUCUCGGUCUUGAUGGCGGGAUUCCCUACGGUAUCUGGCUGGUUUCACAUCAUGGAUUUUACCGGAAAGUGCAACGGACAGCUUAAAAUAACUAUAACACCUCUGGAUAGUUUAUUGUCGUUAGGAAAAGUUGCACCAAAUAGCGUUAUUAAUUUACAAAAUUGUAGUAAUUUGUCACAAACAAACCUGCCAUACGUGUAUAGUGUACCAUAUAACAACACAGAAGCAAGAGACGCACAGCAAAUCUUACCGUGUACAAGCUUUAACAAAGACAAAUAUGUAGAAAACGAGUGUAAGCAGAAUGAUUUUGUAGCGAAUGUUGGUCAUAGUUUGGAAGACGUUUCCAUGUCCUUUCUAUCAUUAUCCUUGAAACAAAAAUUAACUGAACUAGACGUGAUUACAAGACGCUUACAAUCACGUCUACACGACGUCACGAAUGCCGCUUUCGAGGAUGAUUUUGACAAUGACUUCGACAUGAUCGAGCAAAGUAGCGACAAUGAAAACACCGAUGAAAAGAACGUCGAGUCCCCAGGGCCGACCGUUCCUGCGCAUUCCGUUAACGCAACGUCACAAGUGCCGAAACAACAUGAAACGGAGGGCGAUCGAAACCUCGCGGACGACGACGAGAGACGAACCUCUUCCAUUCGAAGCAGCAAUAAUGAUCCACAUUUCCAGCCGACGCAUAGUCAAAAGGCUACGAGUGCCGAGCCGCCUGACACCGGCUACUGCUCAAGUUCCAACACGCGAUUCAGUCAACAUCCCGGUCACGGCGAAUACAACGGACACCAAGUUCGGCGUAAUGGCUCGACUCGUAACAAUUUGCCGGACAACGUUGCGGAGCAUCCGGCGCGAGGUACUAAAACGCACAUAAAUCACUUGCUCGACAAGCUGUCGCUGGAUCUGCCGCCUAGGCCGCCUGCGGGGGCAAGCGUGCCGAUGAAAAAAGAUAUCUUGGAGUUAUUCGCGAGUUUACGGGAACACAGGAAUAACUGGCAGGAUCAGAACACGAACAAGAACGGUCUCAACGUCGAUACUUGCUCAGCGGUCACUCAGACUGAAAACAUAAGUGAACGAUGUAGCUACCCUCGCGCGACGAAUCUCGCUUCCACUUCCGACAGCGGCAGCGACGAGCACCACGUUACCAAGCCACUCGAGCAAGCUCAGUCCCGUGAUAAAAUAUCGACGCUAAUACGCGAGGAACUGGUCGCGGACGAGAGUAGCGACAGUUCCAACUGUGAUGAAUUGACAACAUAUCUGAUAACGUCUAACAUACGUCACAUGGACUUGGACAUACUGAAUCCACUUCUCUAUCAAUAUUUGAUCCCGGAUUUACGGGUUGCGUCCGCCGUGUCGCCAGAAAGUAAAGCCGUAGAGCAAUUGGACAAACGAUACGAUACGGUAACGAAAAGUCUCGAUAAAAUGUCGCUCGACGACAGAACUGAUCGAUCGACGGACAACGAUGCUUCAUGUCGACUAGAUGCGCAAGUGAAAAGUCGAACGAACGUGUUCGAGUCCGCGGAAGAGAGCGCGAAACUCUUUCGUCUGACGCCCUCGGGUAUAUCGGCGAACGUCGACAGUAAUAUUGACGUAGCCGUCGUUCAUAAAACUAGCGACAACGAUUUAACGUCAGCUAACAGCAUGGAAUCGACCGCCACGUCGUUGGACAAAUUAUCGCUGGAGCAAGUCGAUGCCAAAACGGAGAAUCAUUGCUCCACCAUGUCCGAGUUGUCUGUCCCCGGAGUAUCGAGACAAGCACCCGAAGGUGGCAAUCCGGUGGAAGAAGUCAAGACGUCGGUAGCGACAUUGUCAUCUCAAGACGACAGCCAGGACGUGUCGGUGGAGAGCUAAAAUUUUCGAAUCUUUGACGGGCCUCUUAUCGGGUGAUCAGGCCAGACUGUAGAAAAAGGUUUACAAGUGCAUCUCUUUUACGAUAUAAUAUAUAGUACUGCAUUUUUUGUAACUAUCAUCAUCUUAAUCAUCUUAAAGGCGAACGAGUGAAUAUUAACGUCGAUUAAUAUUAAUACUUUGAAAAAAAUUACUUUUAUGUUAGUCUGGUUAAUGAUAUUCUUUAACGUAAAAAUGUAAUAUUUAUAUGAACGUUUCAACUAACUUUGAAUCGAGGUACGCUUAAAACUUUCUAGCUUUGAUUUUUUUUCUAUUAAGAACAAUAUUGAAAUUGAUAUUAUUUAAUACAUUUCCUAUUAACCGAUGCUCGUAUACGUAAUGAUAUCAAGUAUAAGAUUAUUGUUGUCAAAGUAUCAUACGAAA